AUGGAGAGUUUCGACACCAUGGCCGCCAUGCCUUAUCUAGGCAGCCCGUUAUCCAUUGCCAAUAUACAAAAUACGGACUAUCUCAAUGCGAUGCCCUCCCUGGAGAUUCCAGAGUCCCAUUCAACUUACGAAAAUGAUGCGUUUGUUAGCGGCGACGAUAUGGGGUUUUCGCAACCUCAAAUGCCAGCUCACCCUAUGCGACGCUUUUCCAGUAAUCACUUUGACGACCCUUUCCCAGAAAUGAUGCCUCCGUAUGAAGUGCUUCCGUCCGACCAGCAGCCGCAACAGGAUGCCUCCAUCAACCACAACCACAAACUGCUCAGCUUUUCCAUACCCAUGUACAACUUCACCCUGUUAGAUUACUCACUGCGACGAAUCUCAAUCUCUAUGGCUGCGCAGCUGCAUGGCAUGUUCUUCCUGGCCGAAUCGCCUUGGACUUCUUCACCAAUUACCAAACCUAAUGGGCCACCCCCAAUGGCUGAAUUAACAUGUUACAGACGAAACCUCUUCCAGGUUACAGGCUCAGUGACGAUGCCUCGGUCAAUGAGAUAUAUCAUGACAGACCAAGGCGAUCGCAUUCCUAUUCUUGCGCAGGAACUCACUGUGUCCGCAACAGAGUCGGUUGAGGGUAACCCCGUUAAGAUCAUUUCUGUUCCAUGGAAAACACCCGCGGCCAACGCAGCUGGCCAGCCGGAGGACAAGACAGAAAAGGAGCCCCCUUCUAUUCCUUUGGAUAUUAUGGCAGGUCAAGAUAUAGAUUCGGAAUAUGCUACGUUCUCAAUUGCCUGGAAACGCCUGCAGUUCCGUAUUGCUACUGCGAAUAAUGGAAGGAGGAAGGAGUUACAGCAGCACUUCGUCGUGAGACUGAAGAUUGUCGCGACGUUAUCCACUGGUGCUAAAAUCCCCAUCUGCGAAGCCCAUUCCGGACCCGUAAUCGUGCGUGGUCGUAGUCCAAGGAAUUUCCAAUCGCGAAAGGAUCUACCACUUAGCGGCAGUGCUGCAUCUUCAAGAAAACACGUCCAGGCAAAUGCUAACCGAACCGCAACAAGUGAGACUGCUUCCUCCCAACUGGGAACAACGAAACGCAGCAAGUCUCCCCAGGACCAGGAUAAGAAACCGCAGCUACCAUCGCCAACGUAUGCGGACUGGUCGCAGACAAUACCCAGCAAUUCUGCAGCUCUCCCAACCCCAACUUUUUCAAACACCACGAUAAAUGACACGGCUUUGCCAUAUGCUCAAUCCAGUCCAGAAGCAUCACAGCCCCGCGAAAAGCGGCGACGCAUUAGCGUCACGGGACAACCAAUCAGUCUUUCGUUCGCUGACGACGGCUCAAGCCCAGUAAACUCCGGCGGGGACUCCACGGGCACCACCCCGAUAAUGCAUGUUCCCACCAUGCUGCCCAGCCAGAGACAGCAGGACAUCAACGGAUCCCCCAUAGAUGCCUCGCAGAAGAUCCCUGCUGUCCCGCAAACAAAACGUCAACCUCUAGCCCACAACCGCAAUUCCUCAGGCAACGUGCCCACUUUAAGUCAACAGCAACAGCUCCCGAUUCUGGCGUCCCAGUUAUUAAAUUCCAAUGAGACCGCUGAUCUUCUGUAUGAAUACUUCCCGCUCGGUUUGGAUGAUUGGCAAGCUCCCGUUGAUGCUGUCUAUCGACCCCACGUUGUUCACCAUAUGCACUUGCCGGAUGAUCCUAAGGCCAUCGCUGCAAAGAGUCGGAGCAGGACGUAUUUUGUUGAAGGGAGCUAA
Molecule: messenger RNA, 1749 nt
Organism: Paracoccidioides brasiliensis Pb18
Exons: 2
Coding region: 1-1749 (582 amino acids)
Biological process (GO): positive regulation of transcription by RNA polymerase II; meiotic cell cycle
Cellular component (GO): nuclear chromosome
Molecular function (GO): DNA binding; DNA-binding transcription factor activity
Source: RefSeq, a predicted model, not a curated record